Messenger RNA from Lepus europaeus (European hare), 1589 nucleotides. It is a transcript of the gene RNASET2, whose product is annotated as ribonuclease T2. Gene Ontology annotation, molecular function: RNA binding; ribonuclease T2 activity. The record is from RefSeq and is a predicted model, not a curated record. The coding region runs from base 22 to 771 and encodes 249 amino acids. NCBI's taxonomy places the organism in Eukaryota, Metazoa, Chordata, Mammalia, Lagomorpha, Leporidae. The transcript is spliced from 9 exons. Gene Ontology annotation, cellular component: extracellular region. Gene Ontology annotation, biological process: RNA catabolic process.
GGCGUCCGCUCCCCGCGAACCAUGGAGCCCCGCGCCGCGCGCCCCGCGCUGCUGGGCGGCCUGUGCCUGGCGCUGCUGCUCCUGGCCGGGGCCCGCGAGCCCGCCAGCGGUGACCAUGAGUGGAAAAAGCUGAUCCUGGUUCAGCACUGGCCGGUGACCGUGUGCGAGGAAGUCAACGACUGCAGAGAACCCCCCGACUACUGGACCAUCCACGGACUAUGGCCUGACAAAGGCGGAGAGUGUAACCGGUCGUGGCACUUCAACCUGGACGAGAUCAAGGAUCUGCUGGGAGAGAUGAAGAUGUACUGGCCGGACGUCAUUCACUCCUCCCCCAACCGCACCCAGUUCUGGAAGCACGAGUGGGAGAAGCACGGCACCUGCGCGGCCCAGCUGGAGGCCCUCAACUCCCAGAGGAAGUACUUCGGGACCAGUCUGGCCCUGUACAAGCAGCUGGACCUCAACAGUAAGCUCCUGAAACUGGGGAUAAAGCCAUCUAUCAAUUACUACCACCUUUCAGAUUUUCACGAUGCCCUUACCCGAGUGUAUGGCGUGGUCCCCAAAAUCCAGUGCCUUCCGCCAGAGCAGGACGAGCAGGUGCAGACCAUCGGGCAGAUCGAGCUGUGCCUCACCAAGGAGGACCUGCACCUGCGCAACUGCACGGAGCCGGGGGAGCCGCCGCCCGCCAAGCGGGGGCCCUGGGCCGCGGCCGCGCGGGGGCUGUCCGUCUGUGAAUCCGGCCCCGUCUUCUACCCCCCGCCCCCAAAGCACUGACGCCCACUCCCCAGAAAUGUUUUAGAAGAGAAGGCCCCAUGCCACUGCUUCCUGAACCCGCGUCUCUCACUUCCCUUCGUGCAGAGCCUCUCAGUCCCCGGCUGACCUUGGCGUCUGCAGAAAGAGCUCCAGCCUGGCGCUCCGGCCCUGUGGCUGUGGCGAGGCCCCGGCCCCCUUUCUGCCGGUGGAGCACCUGCGGCAUCUCCGGAGAUGCUCUUGGGGUGGUGGCAGGGGAGCCUGGCAGGUUCUUACCUGGAUGACGUGCGGACCCGCCAUUGUCUGUCAGUGGGCACCGAGUAAGCCACUCCUAAUCAGCGGUCACUCUGCCUUAGCAUCGGCCUCUGAUCCCAGCAUGGCUGGCCAGGGGCUUCGACUCUGUGCCCCCUGCCCUCCCAGCCUCCCCUCCAGGCACGACGGGCGGCUCAGGGCUCCACACCUGCUGCUGUGGGGUGUUCGUUCAAUCAAGGCACUUUUCAGCCCUCCUGUAGGCGCUGGGGGUGCAGCCCAGGGCAGUUGGGGCUGGCGGUGUGUGCGGCGGGUUAAACUGCCCCUUGUGGCUGGCACCUUGUAUCAGGGCGCCGGUUCAGGCCCCGGCUGCUCCGCUCCUGAUCCAGCGCCCUGCUGAUGCACCUGGGGAAGUACUCACGUACUUGGGCCCCUGCCACCCACGUGGAAGGAGUCCUGGCUCCUGGAGUUGGCCUCGCCCAGCUGUGACCACUGUGGCCAUUUGGGGAGUGAACCAGUGGCUAAAGAUCUCUUUCUCUGUCCGUCUCUCCCCUGUCAUUCUGCCUUUCAAAUAAAUAAAUCUUUAAAAAUUC